AUGGUGCUUGAUUUGGACCUGUUUCGAACCGACAAAGGUGGCGAUCCAGAACUCGUCCGUGAGGUUCAAAGGAAGCGGUUUAAAGAUGUCACGCUCGUCGACAAGUUGGUCGCUGCGGAUACAGAAUGGAGAAAGUGCCGCUUCACUGCAGACAACCUCAACAAAGCAAAAAACCUGUGCAGCAAGAGUAUUGGAGAGAAAAUGAAGAGGAAGGAACCGAUUGGGGCGGAUGAGACUAUCCCAGAAGCAGCACAGAAUCUGGAGGCGCUUACCGCUGACACUCUUUCGGGCCUAACAGUGACACAGAUCAAGAAGGUGCGGGUGCUUGUGGAUGAGGCCAUGGUGAAAACUGACAGUGAGCGGUUGAAGCUAGAGGCAGAACGCUUCUCAUACUUGAGGGAGAUUGGCAACCUUCUCCACCCGUCAGUACCCAUCAGCAACGAUGAGGAUGCUGAUAACAAGGUGGAACGUACAUGGGGUGACUGCAGCGUCCAGAAGAAGUACUCCCAUGUUGACCUGGUGGUCAUGAUUGACGGCUUUGAGGGGGAGAAAGGAGCCGUUGUGGCUGGCAGUAGAGGCUACUUUUUGAAGGGUCCACUAGUGUUCCUGGAACAGGCUCUAAUCAACUAUGCUAUGAGGAUCCUGUACAACAAGAACUACACCAUGUUGUACACACCUUUUUUUAUGAGGAAAGAAGUCAUGCAGGAAGUCGCACAGCUCAGCCAGUUUGAUGAAGAGCUCUACAAGGUUAUCGGUAAGAGCAGCGAGCGAGCAGACGACAACUCCAUUGACGAGAAGUACCUAAUUGCUACUUCUGAGCAGCCCAUUGCAGCAUUUCUUAGGGAAGAGUGGCUCAAGCCCGAGGACCUGCCCAUACGCUUUGGUGGUUUCUCUACCUGCUUCAGACAGGAAGUGGGCUCGCAUGGCCGAGACACACGUGGCAUCUUCAGGGUGCACCAGUUUGAAAAGAUUGAGCAGUUUGUCUACGCCUCGCCACACGACGGUAAAUCUUGGGAGAUGUUCGACGAAAUGAUCGGGACCGCAGAAGACUUUUACCAGUCUCUUGGUAUUCCUUAUCGCAUCGUCAACAUCGUGUCAGGUGCACUCAAUCAUGCCGCCAGUAAAAAGCUGGAUCUGGAGGCCUGGUUCCCGGGCUCUGGUGCUUUCCGGGAGCUGGUCUCCUGCUCUAACUGCACGGACUACCAAGCAAGACGCUUGCGUAUCCGCUACGGGCAGACCAAGAAGAUGAUGGACAAGGCAGAGUUUGUUCACAUGCUUAAUGCCACAAUGUGUGCCACUACACGAGUGAUGUGUGCCAUCUUGGAGAAUUUCCAAACAGAAGAGGGCAUCAUAAUUCCAGAGAAGCUCAGGGAAUUCAUGCCUCCUGGCAUGAACGAGAUCAUCAAGUUUGUCAAGCCAGCGCCCAUCGACCAGGAGAUGUCCAAAAAGGCAAAGAAACAGAAGAAUAAACAGGCAGGAGAUCAGAACCUCAACGACACCAUGGAGGCGAUGUCGGUUAAUGACUCCUAG
Nerophis lumbriciformis (worm pipefish) is the source of this 1530-nucleotide messenger RNA. NCBI's taxonomy places the organism in Eukaryota, Metazoa, Chordata, Actinopteri, Syngnathiformes, Syngnathidae. The record is from RefSeq and is a predicted model, not a curated record.